UGCCAUCCUCACACGAGAAACAGACAUCUGUUAAACAUUUUGCACUCUGGGAGAUAUGUUGGUCUGUGAAAUUUUGAAAUAUAACCUGUGCAGAGUGCAGAUACACAGCCUUUUAUUUGUAAUUAGUCAGAAUAAAUUGAUAUUUUUUUCCACAGAUCUGACCUUCAAAAGGCUGGUUAUUGGUGUUAUAUCAGCAAGGGAUCAUUUAUCUCAUCGUAAUGCUAUACGCCAAACUUGGGGUUCCUUAGUACAAGACUUACCACAUGUAGAACUAGUUUUUGUCCUCGGGGACAGAGAUUGUCCAUUACACCCAGCAGAUCGUCUCUCUUCUCGCACCUGUCGUGAAUGGUAUAUAGGUGAAGAUAUUGAGAAUUCACAUGUACGAACAUUCUUCAAAAGCAAGAAUGAGUUAGCUAAAGUUACUUUGGACUCUGAAUGCAGCACUGGCUUGGGUAUAAAAAUUCUACAUCCUGUAAUUUUGGAGGAAGUAAGUGUACGAGCAACAGUUUUGAAGAAUGCUGCAGAUAUCUUUAUCAUACUUCAAGAUGCUAAAGAAAUGAUUGAGAGUGUGAAAGUAUCAAGUGAAUCCUGCUCAGAAGAAAAUGGAUAUUGCAGCAUCAAGUUGCCUGCUCCAUUAUAUCUACCAAAGGGAUUUGAAGGAGAGUUAAGAGUGCACAAGAAGGGGAUAGAUGAUAUAAGCUUGUGUGGGGAAGAUUUAUACUCUCUUCAAUCUAAGACAAAGUGGGUAUGUUAUUUUUACUUUCUCUUUUUUUUUUUAUUUCUGGGUAGAUAAAAUUAAAUUUUAGGGGUGUAUUACUCUUUAUAUAGUAUGUACAAUGUUAUAAAAUUACUGAACGUAUUACAAUAUAGUACAUUUGUUCUUGCCUAUCUCAUUUUUUUAAAUAUUGGUACUACAUAGCUGUUUUCCAAUGGUAUAGUAUUUCCUUUGUGGUGACAUCUGAUGUGUUUUGGGGCUUCCAAAACUUGGCCCCCUCAUGAAUGGUGCAGUUGUUUCUUUUUCUAGUUAACUAUAUGUGUGUGUGUGUAAAGGUAGAAAGUUGAAAGUGAACAUUGAAAAGAGUAAGGUGAUGAGGGUAUCAAAUGAUUUAGAUAAAGAAAAAUUGGAUAUCAAAUUGGGAAGGAGGAGUAUGGAAGAAUUGAAUGUUUUCAGAUACUUGGGAGUUGAUGUGUCGGCGGAUGGAUUUAUGAAGGAUGAGGUUAAUCAUAGAAUUGAUGAGGGGAAAAAAGGUGAGUGGUGCGUUGAGGGAUUUGUGGAGUCAAAAAACGCUAUCUAUGGAGGCAAAGAAGGGAAUGUAUGAAAGUAUAGUAGUACCAACACUUUUAUAUGGGUGUGAAGCUUGGGUUGUGAAUGCAGCAGCGAGGAGACAGUUGGAGGCAGUGGAGAUGUCCUGUCUAAGGGCAAUGUGUGGUGUAAAUAUUAUGCAGAAAAUUUGGAGUGUGGAAAUUAGGAGAAGGUGUAGAGUUAAUAAAAGUAUUAGUCAGAGGGCUGAAGAGGGGUUGUUGAGGUGGUUUGGUCAUUUAGAGAGAAUGGAUCAAAGUAGAAUGAAAUGGAGAGCAUUUAAAUCGGUAGGAGAAGGAAGACGGGGUAGGGGUCGUCCUCGAAAAAGUUGGAAGGAAGGGGUAAGGGAGGUUUUAUGGGCGAGGGGCUUGGGCUUCCAGCAGGCAUGCAUGAGCGUGUUCGAUAGGAGUGAAUGGAGACGAAUGGUAUUUCAGACCUGACGAUCUGUUGGAGUGUGAGCAGGGUAAUAUUUAGUGAAGGGAUUCAGGGAAACCGGUUAUUUUUAUGUAGCUGGACUUGAGUCCUGG
This is a messenger RNA of Cherax quadricarinatus, 1827 nucleotides long. The record is from RefSeq and is a predicted model, not a curated record. Lineage: Eukaryota; Metazoa; Arthropoda; Malacostraca; Decapoda; Parastacidae.